Stereum hirsutum FP-91666 SS1 is the source of this 3723-nucleotide messenger RNA. RefSeq lists its product as uncharacterized. Gene Ontology annotation, cellular component: nucleus. Lineage: Eukaryota; Fungi; Basidiomycota; Agaricomycetes; Russulales; Stereaceae. The record is from RefSeq and is a predicted model, not a curated record. Gene Ontology annotation, biological process: DNA-templated transcription. The coding region runs from base 66 to 3515 and encodes 1149 amino acids. The transcript is spliced from 8 exons.
UUCACCGUUUCCUGCGUUACUGACCGACAGACUACUUAUACCAACGAGACUGUCUGCACACGACGAUGGCAGGCCCUUCUUCAACAACAAGAUCUCUAGCGAGAGCUAAUCAUGCCUCGGAAAACACUGAUAUGAAUGCAGAGACGCCGAUACAUGAUAGUAGCAGCACCAGUUCCGCUCAAGCGAGAUCGCGGAAGACAUCGGCGACGGGCAAGGAGAAUGGGAAACCUAUGAGCACCGUUUCGGUGGUGAUGACGAAGAGACAAGGUAAAACUGGAGUCAUGGGUACUCGAGCGGCGACGGGCACUGCAAAUGGAAAAGGGAAGGAUACGAAGGUGAAGAUCAAGGAAGAGUUUUGUGUCUGUAAGGGGGAAGAUGAUGGCUCGCCUAUGGUGCAAUGCUCGUGCUGUAGAGAUUGGUAUCAUUUUCAGUGUAUCGGUCUAAGCGAAGAAGAUGCAGAGGAGAUCAGAGUGUAUGUGUGUGCUCCUUGUGAAAAGGAGACAGGACGACGAACAGUUAUGGAAUGGGAAGGCCCUGAAGCUCUCGAACCUGUCGACGACCCGGCCCACAAAUCUAAUGGAGCCAAGGACGAGGAGGCUGUUAGGAAAGAGAAGCGACAGGUUUUGGCUCGUGCUGAGGCUUCCGAGUCUAGCGAGGAUGAGGGGAGCGGGGAUGAAUAUAAGGAGGAGGAAGCUAAUCUGAAGAAAUCCAAGGGGAAGCGACCUGUCCGCCGUCUAUCCACCUUUUCGGAGUCCAGUGAUGACGAAAACUCCAAGAGUGCUACUAUCCCUCGUUCGCGUCGCGCCAGUCAAAGCACCUCCAGGGUCCCGGCUUCACACUCAAAAUCGAAAUCCCAUUCUCCCGGUCCUAAUUCCCACUACUUGAAACGAAGGCAGUCGAACACCACGACACCUCAACCCCCCACGAAACGUAAACGUUCCGAAUCCACCGCGACCGAUGAUCCUACGCGAAAAUAUUGUUUGGGCAAGCUGGUGGAAUUGAUGACGACUAUAUUUACGAAGCACUAUCCGAGUGAAGGACAAGGAGAGGGUGGCGAAGAGGCAGAAAAGGACUCGGAUCAAGUGAAAGAGGAGAGGGAAGCGAAGGCAAAGACGUAUGGGUUGCAGCUCGAGCAGUGCUUGUAUGAUACUUACUCUGAGCCGGAUAAGCAAGGCAAGGCUAGUGCGGGCGGAAAGUAUAAGGAACGCUUCCGUAUGAUUACGUUCAAUCUUCAACAAGAUGACCGAGUGCAUAUUCACAAGCAAAUUGCCUCUUCUCAAAUUACGCCAGAGAGACUCUCAACGAUGUCCUCUACCGAUCUCGCCUCGGAAGAGACACAACAGUCGAUCAAAGAGGCAGAAAAGGAAGCCCUUGCGCAUUCUAUCUUGCAGAAGACCGUCCUUCCGCGCGCGAAGAUCACGCACAAAGGUCUUGAGGAUAUCGAAGACAUGAACGAGGAUAUCUCGAAACAGCGACAGCGCGAACAAGCGCAAGAGGAGGAAGCGCGAGAGAGAAGGGAAAGGGAGAGGCUCGCCAGACUGAGUAGGCCUGCGCUCCCUAACGUUUCGACGUCGUCUUCCGGUGGUGCGGGACCCUCGAGUGGCUCCGUACCACCCGAAUCGCCUGGCGUACCUCGUACGCCUCAAACACCGACAACAUGGGGAGGUCCUCCUCCCGUUCCUAUCCAUUCGUUAUCGUUCGAACAUAACGUUUCGAUGUCCUCGCCAACUGCUACCGCGCCAAACUUCAUGGUCGGAACCCGACCUCUCUUCGUGUCGACCGCUUCAGACUACCCACAACCGGUUGAGGGCGAGCUCAAUCUAGGCGAUCUCAUCCAUAUCGACGACGAGCCUCCUGCUGAAGGUUCCAGUACCCCCACCUCCCUGUCCGCCAGAGAUCAUUUCCCUACGACUGGCACCAACGCACCAGCCAAUGCAGAGCUAUCGCUUUCCUCGUCUUUAUCUCCUACAAUGGCCGAACCAUCUCCCGUACAUUCCACGACGGGAAUCUCGCCGUUCGCUGCUAGUCGCCCCGACAUGCCCCCGCGUGCUUCGUUCGAUCUUAGUAGUCUUUGGACCGGACCGAAGGCAGAAAAAACGGAAGAAGACCCUGUGGAGAGGGCUCCCACUCCGCCGCCGAAUGCGGAGGAGCAGGAGGAGGCGGGUAUGGACGUCGACAUGGAUAUUGAUGGGCCGGACGAGGAGCGACGUGCUGAGAAUGUGGGAGGCGGGGAGGGCGAUGAUGAUCAUGACUUUGAUAUGUUUUUAGACGGAGACGAGAAGAUGGAUGCGUCCGUUCCUAUGGUGGAACAGAGUCCGGAAGAGAAGCUCAAGGCUCUGCCUACUGUCUGGACUGGUAUUAUAAAUAUGCCUCUCGACUCGACGAUUCCUCAGCAGACGGUUGUCAAUGCGAAGCUCGUGGGUGGGCGACGGAUGGAACAGGAUUCUCCGCUUUGGCAUACCUUGUUCCCUAACGGUGUGUUGCGUAUUGAUGGCCGUGUGCCCGUCAAGAAUUCGGAGGCGUAUCUCCUACAAUCGAGGCUGAACUCAUCCAAGGAGCUCAUUGCCGUUGCCUUCAUGCCCAAUUCGGAUGACGAUCAGAACGGAUUCCAGGUGCUUUCAGAGUUCCUCAUUAACAAAGAUCGUCACGGUCUCAUCUUCCCUUGGGGCAAUCGGGGCAAAGAAUGGGGCAAAGAGCUGUAUAUUAUACCUCAACGCACGAUAGAUCCCAUACCAGAGUUCAUGGAUCUUCUUGACGACCUCAAGCUUCCGAAAGAACGGUCGUCCGACUGUCUCAUCGGCGUCUAUGUUCUCAACAGAGGAAAACUUGUACCACCACCGCCGCCGCCGCCACAAGCCUCUGGCAUCUCAAUCCCUUCCAUUAUCCCCCAAAUGCCGCCUCCUUCACACCACACCACGACCUCUUUCCCCCCGCCCAUACCGUCUGUAUCACCACCUACGGCCUUACCAAUGCCUCCACCACAGCUUCCUCAAUCAGCAUUAGCAGCAGAAGUGGCGUCGCUUACUCCCGAACAGAUCCAACUCAUGUUACAAGCCCUGCAGACGACACUCGGACCAGCGGCUUCGAACGGUACACUACCUCAUCCGCAGACACACCCACAGCCAGGGUCACCACCUGCUGCCAAUUCCUCCUGGUCCAACUCGUAUUCUCCGUUCCCACCCUCGGGUACUCCACCGAACCCCGUGCCCAUUCCCCAAGCCAUCUUCGAUUCACCACAUCAUGACUACGACAGGCAUGGUCCCUCAUAUGGACGGGAUGAUUAUGAUGACAGACCCGGAGAUGGGUACAGAGGUGGCCGUGGGCGAGGAAGGGCAAGGGGGCGUGGUCCUCGUAGGGGCGGUCGUGGUGCUGAUGAUCGUGAUCGCCGUAAUUCGGAUAGUGGAUGGUCUUCGAGACGUGGGAGGGGUCGAGGUGGUGGGGGUGGGGGUGGGUCGUCUUCGGAAUGGAGAGGUGGGAGGAAAUGCGAAAGGGAGGCUCCGGCGUUCUGGCAGUGAUCUUUGGUUGAUCGAGAUGAAUGAAAUGAAUUCAUUUUUUGCGUGUAUUUUUAGGACCGCCGUCUGCGAUGAUGUUUUCUUCGUUGCUUCACUGUGUAUCUUUGGCUCUCGAACUUUACUGAUUCUCUUUCCUUAUGGUAAUGGUACUGCUGGGGCUGCUAAUGUACUGUAAUUUGUCGCUGUUUGCUGGAUGAGGGUAACACCUAAU